AUGGACUUCACCAACGAGCCUCCCUCCAAGAAGCGCCGGUUCCUGGGCGACCAGGGUGAUUCGGACCAUGUCGUUGCCGGCCCCAGCUCGUCUCCCCAGUUCAGUGCUCCCCCGAGCUCACCACCCAGGAAGAAACUCCUCCAAGACCCAAACAAUGAACCCCCCCAGCUGGCGUUCGACAAAGACACAUUCGAAGCCUUUGUUGGCGAAAAAGUUGCGUCCGAUAUCCUCCACGUCAUCAGCAAGAACUGCGGCAACAACAUCGAAAGAGCCGUCAACAUGUACCUGGACGGAACAUGGAAGAAGCUACACCGGGCGCCUCCAGUCAAAGUCAACUCGCAUUCGCCCUUGGUUGUAGGAGGUCAGUCUCCCAAGAAAGCAUCAACACCACAAGCACGCUCGCGGCCGCACGCUCAAGCCCAACCACAACCGCAAUCGAAUCCACCAAUAAAGGCUCUCCCAUCAAUGCCAGAGGCCCGCUAUGUCGGCGCAUUUGGUGUUGAGGGAUGGGCUACCAGGAGCGGGACAGGUCUCCUCAGACACGGUGACAGCGUUAAGAUUGAGCGCCAAAAGAUCCAACCGCCCACCGUCGCAAGAAAAGGGCAGACUAAGCCUGGCACCCCGCAGUCCAUACCACGAGUCAGCGGGGCGGCUGCCAAACGUGUCGAUGUCAUAGUCCGCUUCAACGACGCCAGUGGCAGGGAACUCGGCCGUCUCGCCAAAGACACAGCCAACUGGGUGUCGACACUAAUAGACCAGAACAUCUGCAGAUUCGAAGGCAUCUGUGUUUACGCGCCCGAGCGACUACGAACGAACGAGACCGUCUUCUUGCAGCUCAAGUGCUAUAUGCUACGAUCUGCCUUCUUGGGGAGAACACUCCAACUAGCCGACAAUAGGGCUACCGGGUUCCACGAGAAAGACGAGACAACAGAAGAGAAGGACCUGCGGUUGAGGCAAGUGGCGCUUGUGAGACUGUUUCAAGAGAUCAACAUUGUUCCGUCUCGAGGCAACGCCGCUGCCGCCAAGGACGCCAGGAAAGACCUUCUUGAAGCAGCAGAUUCGGCCGAGAAGAAGGCGAUGGACAAGGCCAAGGCUGGGGACCACAGCACUAACGGAUCAGCUUCUCCUCCCGAAGAGGCUGAAGAGGGUCAGGAGCUCGAGCAAGACCAACUCGACGCGCUGUACAAGAAGGCCCAAUCCUUCGACUUUAACACCCCCGAAGCUGAACCAGCUGACACCUUCGCCAUGACCUUGCGUCCAUACCAGAAGCAGUCGCUGUACUGGAUGCUGGCCAAGGAGAAGAACCAGCGCACAGAAGACCGCGAAACAUCCAUGCAUCCCUUAUGGGAAGAGUACAUGUGGCCGACCAAGGACCAUGACGAUAAGGACCUACCUGUGGUUCCUGACCAACCCUGCUUUUACGUCAACCCAUACUCUGGCGAUCUGUCACUGGACUUCCCCAAGCAAGAGCAGCAUUGUCUUGGUGGAAUCUUGGCUGACGAAAUGGGACUUGGCAAAACCAUCCAGAUGCUUUCUCUGAUUCAUUCACACCGAUCCGAAGUAGCCAUCAAGGCGCGGGAGGCUGGCCCUACCUCGGUCAACAACCUCCCACGUCUACCAACAGUCUCUGGACAGAAGACCACCGUUGACGCUCCGUGCACAACCCUUGUGGUUGCCCCCAUGUCCUUGCUGGCGCAAUGGCAAAGCGAAGCUGAGAAUGCUUCCAAGGAGGGCACUUUCAAGACCAUGAUGUACUACGGGGCGGAAAAGAAUGUCGAUCUGGUGACCAUGUGCUGCGAAGCCAAUGCGGCCAACGCUCCAGACGUGAUCAUCACCAGCUAUGGAGUCGUCCUCUCCGAGUUUACCCAACUCACCACCAAGAAUGGAGACAGACUCAGCAGCCGCGGGCUUUUCUCCCUCAACUUCUUCCGUGUCAUUCUGGACGAAGCACAUAAUAUCAAGAACCGCCAAGCCAAGACCUCCCGCGCAUGCUACGAAAUCGCCGCCGAACACCGCUGGGUCCUCACCGGAACCCCCAUUGUCAAUCGUCUCGAAGACCUCUUCAGCCUUGUCCGUUUCCUACGCGUUGAGCCAUGGAACAAUUUUUCCUUCUGGCGGACCUUCAUCACCGUCCCCUUUGAGUCCAAGAACUUUGUCCGCGCCUUAGACGUCGUCCAAACCGUCCUCGAACCGCUCGUCAUGCGCCGCACCAAAGACAUGAAGACCCCCGAUGGCCAGUUCCUUGUUCCGCUUCCGCCCAAACACAUCGAGAUCGUCGACAUCGAACUCUCCGAGCCUGAAAGGGCAGUCUACGACUACGUCUUCAACCGCGCCAAGCGAACGUUCUUUGACAAUAUGCAGGCCGGCACCGUCAUGAAGGCGUUUACCUCCAUUUUUGCACAGAUCCUGCGGCUCCGGCAGUCCUGCUGCCACCCUGUGCUUGUUCGCAACCAGGAAAUCCUCGCUGAUGAGGAGGAAGCCAAUAUGGCCGCUGACGUUGCGGCGGGGUUGGCAGACGAUAUGGACCUCCAAACUCUGAUCGAGCGCUUCACCGCCACCACAGACGACGCCUCCGAAACCAACAACAACUUCGGCGCUCACGUUCUUAGACAGAUCCGUGACGAAGCAGUCAACGAAUGCCCCAUCUGCGCCGAAGAACCAAUGAUCGACCAGGCCGUGACAGGAUGCUGGCACUCUGCGUGCAAGAAAUGUCUGCUCGACUAUAUCAAACACCAAACCGACCGUAACGAGGUCCCGCGGUGUUUCCAAUGUCGCGAGCACAUCAACAUCCGCGACAUCUUCGAAGUCAUCCGCCACGAUGAUGACCUGGAGACAUCCUCUACCCCAGGGGCAAGUCCCGAGCCGCGCAUCUCCCUACAACGCGUGGGUGCCAAUGACUCCAGCGCCAAAAUCGUCGCUCUAAUCUCGCACCUCCGCACCUUGCGCCAAGAGCACCCCAAAAUGAAGUCCCUAGUAAUCUCCCAAUUCACGUCCUUUCUCUCGCUGAUAUCCUCCGCCCUCACACGUCACAAAAUCUCUUUUCUUCGGCUGGAUGGGUCCAUGUCCCAGAAGGCCCGCGCCGCUGUUCUUACCGAGUUUCAAUCCACCAACAAGUUUUGCGUUUUGCUUCUCAGUCUCAAAGCCGGUGGUGUCGGGUUGAACCUGACCAGUGCCAAGAGGGUCUACAUGAUGGACCCGUGGUGGUCCUUUGCGGUGGAGGCGCAGGCGAUUGAUCGUGUGCAUCGCAUGGGGCAAGAGGAUGAGGUGAGGGUUUAUCGAUUUAUAGUGAAACAGAGUGUGGAAAUGAGGAUGUUGCGGGUGCAGGAGAGGAAGAAGUUUAUAGCAACAUCACUGGGGAUGAUGUCAGACGAGGAAAAGAAGAUGCAGAGGAUCGAGGAUAUCAAGGAGCUGUUGAGCUCAGACUAAGCGUAUCGAUAUGCAUGCCGGAUGUCAGGGGAAACUGAAAUCCAAUCCAUUUUCGUUGUUAGGCGUCCCGAGGUCCUUUUCUUGCAUGCAGGGGCGUCCGUAUACUUGUCUACCGCAUACAUAGGGCCAUCUCAGGU
Messenger RNA from Neurospora tetrasperma FGSC 2508, 3563 nucleotides. RefSeq names its product DNA repair protein rad-5. The record is from RefSeq and is a predicted model, not a curated record. Lineage: Eukaryota; Fungi; Ascomycota; Sordariomycetes; Sordariales; Sordariaceae. Gene Ontology annotation, molecular function: hydrolase activity, acting on acid anhydrides, in phosphorus-containing anhydrides; nucleic acid binding; ATP binding. The transcript is spliced from 4 exons. Bases 1 to 3426 code for a protein of 1141 amino acids.